This is a messenger RNA of Periophthalmus magnuspinnatus, 3622 nucleotides long. It is a transcript of the gene mipepa, whose product is annotated as mitochondrial intermediate peptidase a. Gene Ontology annotation, biological process: peptide metabolic process. Bases 217 to 2322 code for a protein of 701 amino acids. NCBI's taxonomy places the organism in Eukaryota, Metazoa, Chordata, Actinopteri, Gobiiformes, Gobiidae. The transcript has 19 exons. Gene Ontology annotation, molecular function: metalloendopeptidase activity. The record is from RefSeq and is a predicted model, not a curated record. Gene Ontology annotation, cellular component: mitochondrion.
AGUAUUUCUUGUAUAUGGAGCUAGCAGGCUGGCAGCAUGACAGGACUCCUCCAAUUUAUUUAUUAUAUUUACCAAAAUUACUAUAAUUGAAAAGAUAGAAAAAUACUCGAGGUUUUAGUUUGGAGACAGUUGUGUGUGUAAAUAGCCAUGUUGUCUGUAUGCGGUGAAAUUAAUUAAUGCCAAGUAACGAGUUGGUACACAUAUCUAAAUUGAGAAAUGUCUGCGGGGAUAAGGUUGCUGUUCUUGGUAAAGCACAGCAGAUUUCUAUGGACUCAGGUGGGCAGAAGUGUCACUACCUGGUCCCCUGUUGGAGCUGCUUUCAACGCUAAACCUCACAGAAGAAUAGACCUCUUUGAGAAGAAUGUGGGCUUGUUUGGAGUGGCUGAGCUGAACUGUCCUGCAGGGUUUCAGGUGGCCACUGCAGAAGCCCUGAAGAAUACGGAGAGGCUGCUGAAGAAGGCCUGCACCUGUCCUCCAGGAGUGCAGACUGUGGAGUCCUUCGAUCAGCUCUCUGAUGGAUUGUGUAAAGUGGCGGACCUGGCAGAUUUUGUGAAAGUUGCACAUCCGGACCCUGCGUUUCGAGAAGCUGCAGAGAGGACGUGUGUAGAGAUUGGUACUGUUGUCGAGAAGUUAAACACUAAUGUUGAGUUAUGUCAGAGUUUAAAGAGGUUGCUGGGCAAUCCUGAAGUUGUAGCUAAGCUGGACCCUGAUACAAGACGUGUGGCUGAAUUGUUCAUGUUUGACUUUGAGAUUAGUGGAAUUCAUCUGGAUGACAAACUGAGGAAACAGGCAGUUGCCCUCCAUGUGAAGCUCUUGGACCUGAACAAUGAUUUCCUGGUUGGUUCACACAUGCCAAACCGAAUUGCCAGAACAGCCAUCCCUGAACAUCUCCACAUCCAUUUUGCAAAUGAAGGAAGCUUCAUCCAGGUUGGAGGAUUACAUGCAGAUUCGCCGGAUGACUUGGUUCGUGAGAUAGCGUACCGCAUAUACCUGUAUCCAAAUGCAGAUCUGAUGGAGUGUCUGGAGGAGCUGCUCAGGUGCAGACAUAAACUGGCCAAACUGGUGGGCUAUGAGUCGUACGGACACCGGGCCCUGAAGGGGACUAUGGCCAAAACGCCUGAGACGGUCAUGAGUUUCCUUCAGCUUUUAACAGACAAACUGGCAGACAGAACGACAAAAGACUUCCAAAUGAUGAAGGAUAUGAAGAAAAAACUCAACCCUCGCAAUUCUGAGCUGAUGCCCUGGGACCAUCCGUACCUGAGCGGUGUCCUUCGUGCGGAGAGAUACAACAUCGAGCCCAGUCUGUACAGUCCAUAUCUGUCAUUGGGAGCGUGUAUGGAGGGCCUAAACAACCUAUUCUCUCAGCUGUAUGGAGUCUCCCUCAUGUCAGAGCACCCCAGAGCUGGAGAGGUGUGGAGUGAUGACGUGCGCAAACUGGCUGUGGUACACGAGACCGAAGGAUUACUGGGAUACAUCUACUGUGACUUCUUUCACCGGCAAGAUAAACCUCAUCAGGACUGUCACUUCACCAUCCGCGGGGGGCGUUGGUGUGAGGACUCAGGACAGUACCAGCUCCCUGUGGUGGUCCUGAUGCUGAGCCUGCCUGCCCCUUCCCGCUUGGCCCCCACCCUCCUCACCCCGGGCAUGAUGGAGAACCUCUUCCAUGAGAUGGGCCACGCUAUGCACUCCAUGCUGGGACGGACCCGCUACCAGCAUGUAACAGGAACUAGAUGUGCGACGGAUUUUGCUGAAGUACCCUCUAUCCUGAUGGAGUAUUUUGCCACAGACUACAGAGUCAUCAGCCAGUUUGCACGUCAUUAUGAAACUGGACAGCCGCUGCCGGAGAGCAUGGUGGCCCGACUGUGCGAGUCCAAGAAAGUUUGUGGCGCUGCAGACACCCAACUACAGAUCUUCUAUGCCGUCCUGGACCAGAUUUACCACGGUGGCCUUCAGAACCGCUCCACCACAGAGAUCAUUCGAGAUAUGCAGCACAAGUUCUACGGCCUGCCCUACGUCCCCAACACGGCCUGGCAGUUGAGAUUCAGUCACCUAAUUGGCUAUGGUGCCAAGUACUACUCCUACCUCAUGUCCCGCGCCGUGGCCUCCAUGGUGUGGAAGCAGUGCUUUGUCCAGGACCCUCUGAACAGGGAGAUGGGUGAGCACUACAGGCGGGAGAUGCUGGCCCACGGAGGAGCCAAAGAGCCUAUGCUGAUGGUGGAAGGGAUGCUGCAGAGACGGCCCACCCUGGAGGACUUUGUGGAUGCUCUGGUGUCAGAACUCAAGCCCAACUUUGAGACCUUCAUCAUGGACUCAGAGGGCUGAAGAUCCAGGCUGCUCCUCAGGCUGCUCCUCAGGCUGCUCCUCAGGCUGCUCCUCAGGCUGCUCCUCAGGCUGCUCCUCAGGCUGCUCCUCAGGCUGCUCCUCAAGACAUUUAUGACACCACCGACCUCUGAUGAUUUUAACCUCUGAAAACAAUGGACAAGUACAACUCAGAAGAAGCCAGAAGAAGCCGUAUAAAAUGGAUAAGCUGUUCCAGUCCUGCUGCUUAUGUCUGAGAAACUGUUCAAGUGAUUAAUGUGCAACUCAGAUUUCAGAAAUAUAUUUGCUUUAAGAUCAAGAAAUUUGCAGAUAAGGAGAUCAUUUCAAGUUUAGUAUUUCUUACAACUUCAACAAUCCAUAUUGGUAUUUAGUAUUCAACUAUAACACACACAACCAGUCAAAAGUUUGGCCACACCUUUUCAUUUCUUUUUCUUCUUUAUUUCCAUGAUUAUUGAUUCUCUCAUCAAAACUAUGAACAGACACACGUGGAAUGUAGUAAACAAAAUUAAUAAUCAAAACAAUGCAAAAUUUGGUUUAGAUAUUAGAUUUUUAGCCACCCUUUGCUUUGAUACCUGCUUUGUACUCUUGCACUCUUUAGGAGACUUCAUUGUAAAGAUCACUUAGAGAAGGCCAAGGGUUUGUAGCACUGUCAACAAAGUAAUGAGUGGCUACAUUGAGGAUUUUGAAUAUAGUUUAUUUAAGUAUUUAACAUUUUGUCUUCCCUACAUAAUUUUAUAUAUCUUGCUUCAUAUAUUUGAUGUCUUCCGUAUGUGUUUACAAUGUAGAAAGUAGAUGAGAUCGUGUGUCCAAAGUUGUUGCCAACAAAAACACUUUUAGCACUUGAGCCUCAAAUGGAGAGUUAUACAUACAUUCAUCAACUCAUUAAAUAUGAUUAGCCAUACCAAAUAUAACAAGCCAAAUUCCCAUUUUUAUUUUUUAUUUGUCGGAUGGUGAGCACUCCUCUCAAAUGUAUGCCCCUAUAAUCUUCUAUGAAACAAUGAUUGGCUAGAGACUUUCCUGUUCUGAUCCCUGCUGGGUCUGGCCUGAUCUCUACUAACAGCUUUCAGCUCAGUGAGUAGUGGAGCAUUGUUUUUUCCUGGUCAAAUCAGCAUGUGAAAGAAUGGCUAAUCUGCUCUUCCUGUCAUGUGACCAGUGUUAUGGUUAUGUAUUAAUGCCGCCCCACAUAUUUUGUCUGUCUGGAGUUUACAGGGGAGACCAACGCAUUUCUAUGAGGUUAUUGUAACACCAUUUUGAAAGCCAUCACACUUUUGUUGCGUUAAUCUAAUAAAUAUGUUUUCACUGU